AUGGAUGGCCACAUGGGAUUGGCUUACUCUUUAGCUCUAAAAUUAUCUGGAGUUACAAGUAACAUGCAAGCUCCAGUUGGUGGAACUAUUAGCAGAAAUGAAAAUGGAGAACCUUCAGGCCUUAUGAUUGAUUCUGCAAUGAAAGUUGUUCUUUCAUGCGUUCUGGAAGUUUCUGUUGAAGAAAGAAGACAAGCAUUGGAUAGAGCUAGUAGGUAUGCAUUUAUGAGAGGUGGCACAACAGUUGUUGAUUUUGGAAGAUAUUUUCCUGGAGCAUCACUAGAACACCCGAUUCUUAGGUAUUGUUUAAUUAUGAGUUAUUGGGUGGUGGAGUCUUUGAUGCGUGAUCAGAGAGCUGUGAUUAUUUAUCGAGCUAACAUCUACGAGCCAUAUGUUGAUGAGCCUUGGAAUAUUGGCCUCCAAGUUACUGAUAUGGAAAGCUUAUCUAAUAUGAUUGUUCAAUCCGACAAAUAUGGCCUCCAGGUUGCUAUUAAUGCUAUUUGA
Lactuca sativa (garden lettuce) is the source of this 501-nucleotide messenger RNA. NCBI's taxonomy places the organism in Eukaryota, Viridiplantae, Streptophyta, Magnoliopsida, Asterales, Asteraceae. The record is from RefSeq and is a predicted model, not a curated record.